AUUAUUUACAUCAUUCGGCUGACAUAAAAUGUUUGCAUUAUAGCAAGUGUUUCGAAAAUAUUCCGUGACUCUGUGAGUCGAUUAAUAAACGUGUACUUUACGCUACGUGUGAUCUACCAUGUGUAUUGACCGCGGGUAAGAGCAGUAACGUCAACGUGGGCUACAACCGCCAGUCGGCGCACGUCAGUCGUCAUGGCGUUUGGGUUGACAGAUCAUUUGGUUGGUCGCGUGCGCUGAUAGACGCACACGCACAGUUAGUACUAUAAUGGACAGCAGUUCCGAACCUGGUUUGAAGAGCAACGAGGAGAUUAUAGAGGAGCUUACCAAAGACCUGGAAAGUUCGUGUCUAAGAGUGGACGAGGACUGUACGUCGAGCAACAAAUGCGCGGAGUCGGAUGCGAGUAAUGACAGUCCGCCGAAGGAGACCUGUAAACACACCAAGGACAACAACGCCAAGUGUACAGCUCAAAAUCCACACGGUCCAGACACGACGGAACCUCCGAGAGAUUUUGUCGACGAGGAGUUAUUGAAAGACAGAGAGAUUGAUCUCACCGAAAGUGAAAAAGAAUCUCUCAGAGACGAAGCGGAGAAAUUGAAAAAUCGGGGUAACGCACUUUUCAAAAGCGGAGAAUACGUAGAGGCGAUAUCGAUUUACACACAGGGAAUACAAACAUGUCCGUUGGCAUACAGCAAGGAGAGGUCUAUUCUCUACGCGAACAGAGCAGCGGCAAAGUCAAAAUGUUUGGAAAAAGAAUCGGCGAUAUCGGAUUGUACCAAAGCCAUAGAAUUAAAUCCAACUUACGUGAAAGCUAUCGUUAGGAGGGCGCAUUUGUACAAGGAGUUGGAAAAGUUGGACGAAGCCAUGGAAGAUUUCACAAAGUUAAACUCCUUAGAUCCCGAUAACGUAGAGUCGCGACAGGAGAUUCACAAACUAGCUCGACUGAUAGAAGAAAGAAACGAAAAGUUGAAAACAGAAAUGCUGGGGAAACUGAAAGACCUGGGAAACAUGGUGUUGAAACCUUUUGGACUUUCCACGAAUAAUUUUGAGUUGCAAAAAGACCCGAAUAGUGGCGGUUAUUCUGUGAAAUUUAAUCAGAACCCUAGUUAAUACGGAAAUCCGCGGUGCAUGUUUCUCGAGUUUGAAUUUUCUACAGGUCGCAGAAUAUUUAUAAAUAAUUGAUAUGUAAACUCUACUCGAAUGCUGUGCUUCUUCUCGCAAUAAAUAUUUAAAUGUUCCAACGUUGA
Nomia melanderi (Alkali bee) is the source of this 1245-nucleotide messenger RNA. It is a transcript of the gene Ttc1, whose product is annotated as Tetratricopeptide repeat domain 1. Gene Ontology annotation, molecular function: protein binding. NCBI's taxonomy places the organism in Eukaryota, Metazoa, Arthropoda, Insecta, Hymenoptera, Halictidae. The record is from RefSeq and is a predicted model, not a curated record.